Molecule: messenger RNA, 1785 nt
Organism: Nerophis lumbriciformis (worm pipefish)
Lineage: Eukaryota; Metazoa; Chordata; Actinopteri; Syngnathiformes; Syngnathidae
Source: RefSeq, a predicted model, not a curated record
AUGAGACGCAAAAUGGGAAAGAAAAACCCUUCACUUUUUCAGUUGAUCAGCAUGUUGUCAUUUUCUAAAAGAAGAAAGCAGCAGAGAUGUGGAGAAGAUGAUGCAACACUGCAACCUCCUCCACUGGCCAGCAGACAAUAUUACACGCUGCCCAACAAUGGCGCCGGACUUGAGAGAAGGUCUGCACAUCCAGUUAGCAUCAGUAUGGAGUCACCCCGCUUUCACCCCCACGCCAAAGGCAAGAAUAUAAGACUUGACGGGCAGCUUCGCCGCGCCACUCGAAAGAACAGUUUUUGCAAUGGGAUCACCUUCAGUCACAGGCCUGUCCAUCUCUACGAAAAGGUGCGACUUCGUCUUACUGGAGUGCACACCGGCUGGAGUGGAGCUCUACGCUUUGGUUUCACCAGUCUGGACCCAAGUGAUUUGAUCAUAUCUGACAUCCCCAAAUACGCUUGUCCAGAUUUGGUGACGCGGCCCGGAUACUGGGCCAAGGCACUGCCUGAAAGACUCGCCUUGAAAGACAGUGUGCUUGCCUUCUGGACCGAUCGCCACGGGAGAGUAUUCUACAGUAUUAAUGAUGGCGAGCCAAUCCUCUUCCAUUGUGGCCUCAGCAUCGGCUGCCCGCUCUGGGCCAUCGUUGAUAUCUACGGCAUCACUCAGGAAGUCACGCUGCUUGAAAGCACGUUUGCCGAGAGCGUCAGCUCGAGCUGCCUGAGCGCCGCCCGCCUGAGUGCCUAUCUCCCCCAAAGCAGCCACGAUUCGGCCAAUUACAGCAAUAAUCAACUGGAGAACAACCAAGCCGCUGCCGCCAAGAUGGCCAACAUCCAGCUCAAUACUUACACUCAGCUAAUCCCCUACUGCUCAUCCAAUUCGUCCUCCAACACGCCGGCCUCAUCUGUCUCCUCCGGAUUCUCCAGGGUGGUUCGGAGCCUCCCCUCCCCGCUGAACAAUGACCUGCACUUUCACCCCAUCCGCGGCUCCGACAUCAUACUUUCCGCAGACCGCUCAGCUGCUUGUAUCCACUUUCUGGACAGCAGUCGAACUCUUGUGUUUAGUGAUCGGCCUCUGUACACCGGAGAGACUUUAUACGUAGAGGUCGGCCAUCUGGGUCUGCCUUAUUUCGGGGCGCUGUGGUUUGGUUUGACGUCCUGUGACCCAGCUAGUCUUCACGCCGGGGACCUGCCGGCUGAUCCAGAGGUUUUGCUGGACCGUAAGGAGUACUGGGUGGUUCAUCGUGGGUUCCCGAUGCCGUGCUCCGGGGACGUGCUGAGCUUUAGUCUGCUGCCCAGUGGAGAGGUGCACCACGGAGUGAACGGAGUGGGACGUGGCAGGCUGCUUUGCGUAGACCCUUCUCAGGUGCUGUGGGCCUUCUUCGCCCUACACGGGGCUGUGAACAGACUCAAGAUACUCGGAACGCUGCAGCCCAGUCCUCCCUCCACAUCCCCCACCACCUCCCAGAGCAGCAGCCCAGACGACAGCGAUUCAGAUCUGGCCUUCAGUGUCAACAGAUCCUCCUCUGCGUCUGAAUCUUCCCUGGUGACUGCUCCCAGCUCCCCUCUCAGUCCUCCUGUAUCUCCCUGCCUGGGUGGCUCAGAGUGGCCCUCUUGUGAGAAAAACGGGGAAUGCACCAUCUGCUUUGACCAAGAAGUGGACACGGUUAUCUACACUUGCGGUCAUAUGUGUCUGUGCAACGAUUGUGGACUGAAGCUCAAGAGGCAGAUCAACGCAUGUUGCCCGAUAUGCAGGAGGCCCAUCAAAGAUGUGAUCAAAACAUAUCGGCCAUGA